AUGGGCUCUGAACUCAUCUCAACCGAUGCCAAGAACAAAUUGGAAGAUUUGUCUGGCAUCACGAUCCUGCCCGGUCAAAAUCCAUAUGAAGCCUUCAUUAAAGCUUGCAAUGAUAACCCAGCGGAGAUCCAGGCUCUCUACCAAGCCCACAGAACGAAGAGAAAUGAGCAGCAGAGGCAAAAGUUCAUUGCUCCCGACUUCAAGGAGCUCAUCAUUGACCCUUUUCUUCUGAGAUUGGAAAACCCGGAGAUGGAACCGGGUUUCCAGGACCCUCGUAACUGCUUGGUCUUUUGGGCCCGGCCGCCAGAUCACAUCGUGCAACUCUCGGCUUAUCUGCAGUCUUUGCUUAAGAAAGCCGCACCGAGUAUCUGGCUCAUGCCCCAACACCGAAUGCACCUUACAACUCUCGAGGUGACGCACUCCAAGACGCCCGAAGAGAUCAUCACUCUCACGGAUAACAUGCGCUCGGCGAUCCACUACAUCACGGACUACACCUACUCUCACAGGUCCCGUCUCGUAAGACCCAUGAUCUCCUACGACCUCUCCGCCUUCGCCGUCUCCUUUCUCCCGGCCUCUGGCGAGCCGCCCCUGAGCCCGCGCCCGGCGCCGACCGCCCAGCAACAGGCCAUCGUGCAGGGGGACGAUUACUCAUACCACCACCUUCGCCGCGACAUCUUCACCCUCGCGCAGUCGACGGGCGUGCAGAUUGAGUCGAGGUACCAGGUGCCGAGCGCGCACAUCACGCUUGGUCGGUACCUUACGGAAAAGGACCACGAUACGCCCGAGGCGAGGCAGAAGUGGGUUGAGGCCAUUGACGAGAUCAACGCGUGGCUUGAGAAGGAGGUCUGGGACCGUCCGGGUGCCGAAUGGAUUGGAGAGUGGGUUGUUGGGCAGGAAAGGGGUUUGGAUGCUCGUAAUGGGCAGCUGUGGUACGGAGGCGGGAGGACGAUCAAGCUAGGGGAGGGCUUCUGA
This is a messenger RNA of Colletotrichum lupini, 972 nucleotides long. RefSeq lists its product as uncharacterized. The record is from RefSeq and is a predicted model, not a curated record. NCBI's taxonomy places the organism in Eukaryota, Fungi, Ascomycota, Sordariomycetes, Glomerellales, Glomerellaceae. Bases 1 to 972 code for a protein of 323 amino acids. The transcript has 3 exons.